CUCUCGGGUUAACUGAGAUAAAUGUUGAGUUAUCAAAUAUUUUUUGCCCGGGCCUUGUUGAGAAGGUGAACAGCGAUGGCACAAGUUGACUGUUGAGAAGCCUUCAUUAUUAUUACACUUCCAGCCGCAGUAAGCGCGAAAAUGAAGAGAUGGUGAGGCUGGCGUUUUCAGGAUAGAAAUGCCUGUGGAUGUUUGCGCCUGGAUGAAGCCCGUAACUAGUUAUUUAUUAAUCUAAGCUAGCUAUUUACCGAAGCACCACCACCAUGUUGGUGGGCAGCUAACUCAGGAUUUUUCCCAACAAAGGAACUGCCCAGCGCCUGGGUAUUAUAGCUUUGAAGACUUAAAGGAUGACGUGGUGGUUUAAUGUCAUCAAUAGCUCCGUGCCGGUUGAAACAUGGGCCUUGCCUGGGGGUUUGCCGUUAAACAACAUUGCCGACCCGGGGUGCACAAAACAAGAAGCUCAUUUUCCUAGGCCACGACAUUACAAAAUUCUCUCUUGCGAUCAUAGAAUGUACUGUACUUCUGAGGCAUAAUCAUUUUUUAGUGCAAACAAUGCAGGUAUUAUGGGAUGUGGUUCCAGCAAGGUUCAACGCGACAACGAUCCUCCCGGUACCAGUUAUAACAAACCCCGUCCGGCAACUCGUCCAAAUUCACAUCGAACGCAGUCCCAAAGAAGGCUUGCCACAGGCACCGGGGCGAGAAAUCGGACCCAACCUCUAUCUGCAGUUCCAAAACCGCACUCAAGCUCUAAGCCAAGGACGCAUUCGCAGUCGACAAGUUCGAGGACACAUCUUCAUACUGGAGCGAGGACGCGGCCAUCGAGAACAGGCACCCGUCGCCGUCAUCCCACAGCACUGGGGACAAUCCAUGAUGGCCAACCGCCAGAGGAUAGCGCGAUUCGGGAAGAGAUCAAUUCGUUUCGGCUGUUCAUUGAUCAGCACGCGAUCAAUUUUUAUCGCACACAAUGCGACGAGAGCGGGGCAUCGAUAUCCAGAUAUAUUGCGCGAACGAUCAUUUCCAAUGUUAUAGAGAAGCGUUCGAAUGAGAACAGCGUUGCCAUGAACCUAGCCAGCGCCCUCGAAAAGUACGCUAAUGAUGCGACCAGCCAAAAGCGAGGUGAACACCUUCUCAUAUUGUGUAGAACGGCGAGUAUGAUAGGGAGCAUGAUGGACAGGCACCCAGAAAGCUGGGAGUUUAGUUGGCGUGGAGGGGUUGAUAUCGUGUUUCCCAGCGUGAUGCGGGGCCACGCAGAAUUUAUGCAGGCAACGCUGGAUAUAUAAAUUUUUUCACUUCGGAAAUCUCAGUUUUCUCGUCGCCUAGUUGCCUGGCUGCGUCUUCGAAAAGCCAAUUGGAUGUAUUUUUCCCUGCUUCGUUUCAGAUACCAAAUUUUAGUCUAUUAAUCUUCUCUUCAAUAGUAGGAAAUCCUCCUACACUUGUCCAAAAUAAUUAGCCUCGGACCGAAUUACGAUGAUAUUUUAUUUUCAAUGAUUAAUAUAUGAACAGAAC
Molecule: messenger RNA, 1506 nt
Organism: Blastomyces dermatitidis ER-3
Lineage: Eukaryota; Fungi; Ascomycota; Eurotiomycetes; Onygenales; Ajellomycetaceae
Exons: 3
Coding region: 564-1280 (238 amino acids)
Source: RefSeq, a predicted model, not a curated record